Messenger RNA from Euleptes europaea (tarantolino), 871 nucleotides. RefSeq names its product inhibitor of growth family member 4 (gene ING4). Gene Ontology annotation, cellular component: nucleus. NCBI's taxonomy places the organism in Eukaryota, Metazoa, Chordata, Lepidosauria, Squamata, Sphaerodactylidae. Bases 62 to 811 code for a protein of 249 amino acids. The record is from RefSeq and is a predicted model, not a curated record. The transcript is spliced from 8 exons. Gene Ontology annotation, biological process: regulation of DNA-templated transcription; positive regulation of apoptotic process.
ACGAAGGCGAAGGGGGCGGGGCGAAGGGGGCGAGCGCCUGGGCGCUUGCCUGGGACCCAAAAUGGCGGCGGGGAUGUACCUGGAGCAUUACCUGGACAGCAUCGAGAACCUCCCCUUUGAGCUCCAGAGAAACUUCCAACUCAUGCGAGAUUUGGACCAGCGGACAGAAGAUCUAAAGUCGGAGAUUGACAAAUUGGCCACAGAAUAUAUCAGCAAUGCACGGACGCUGACUUCGGAGGAGAAGCUGGGGCUCCUCAAGCAAAUCCAAGAGGCCUAUGGGAAGUGCAAGGAGUUUGGAGACGAUAAAGUGCAGCUGGCCAUGCAGACGUACGAGAUGGUGGACAAGCACAUACGCCGGUUGGACACGGACCUUGCCCGGUUUGAAGCCGACCUGAAGGAGAAGCAGAUUGAGUCGAGCGACUAUGACAGCUCCUCGAGCAAAGGCAAAAAGAAAGGCCGGGCCCAGAAGGAGAAGAAGGCCGCCCGGGCUCGCUCGAAGGGGAAGAACUCCGACGAGGAGGCGCCAAAGACGGCCCAGAAGAAGCUCAAAUUAGUCCGCACCAGCACAGAGUACGGGAUGCCAUCAGUGACCUUUGGGAACGUGCAUCCUUCCGACGUGCUGGACAUGCCCGUCGAUCCGAAUGAACCCACCUAUUGCCUGUGCCACCAGGUCUCCUACGGGGAGAUGAUCGGCUGCGACAACCCAGAUUGUUCCAUCGAGUGGUUCCAUUUUGCUUGCGUGGGACUGACGACCAAGCCAAGAGGGAAAUGGUUCUGCCCUCGUUGUUCCCAGGAGAGGAAAAAGAAGUAAACUUCCCCCAUCCCCUGAGGUCUGGAUACUGUUGUCAGAACACCCACCCCUGCCCUUGAG